This is a messenger RNA of Python bivittatus (Burmese python), 4234 nucleotides long. The record is from RefSeq and is a predicted model, not a curated record. NCBI's taxonomy places the organism in Eukaryota, Metazoa, Chordata, Lepidosauria, Squamata, Pythonidae.
AGGCAGGCCCGCCUGCCCCCAGAGCACGUGCAGAGGGCUUUUUUUCGAAUCCCACGAGCCUCUCCUUGGGGGCGGGGGGAGGUGGGCAACUCAGGGAAGGCUUGGCUGGGCUGUCGUGCCGCCUCACGGGAUUUCCUGGUGGUCUCCCAUCCUUUCCUGUUCUUCCCUGCCACAACAAUCCUGCGAGGCAAAGGGUGCUGAGAGAGCUUCCCGGUCCUGGUCCAGCUGCUGCAGUAGUGGCCGGCCGUCGCCUUUUCAGUCCUGGGAUCUCCUGGUGGUCUGCCAUCCGUGCAGUAGCCAGGCCCAAAUUCGUCUCUGGGGAGUCCAGUCCACCUCUGGAUGACUUUGUGAACGCGUCCAGGCCUCCCUGUUGCCUUCUGCCUGUGAUCUCCUGGUGGUCCCCCACUCUUAGACCAACUCAGUUCAUUUUCUCAGCCACAGUGCGGAAAUAGGUUUCCUAUUGCCUUCUGCCUAGGAUCAAACCCAGGCCGUUUUCUUUGCUUCAGUAUACAGAAAUGGUCUUCUUGUUGCCUUCUGCCCAGGAUCUCUUGGUGGUCCCCCAUCCAAGCUUUAACCAGAUCCCCACUCCACCCCUGGCACUGCCAUCCAGUUGUGCAGACUCCCGAGCUGCUCAUCUUGGGAGCCAGUCCCCCGGCAGGGCGUCUUUUGUAUCUUUCAUAUCAGGGUAUGCCCUUGGGCACCGGCCUGAGUGCCCCCUCUGCCACAGAGACAAUUAAGGGGGCCUUAAGGAGGACCAGAGAUAAGAGAGGAGGGAAGCCAAGCGGGUCUGGUCCUCUUGGCCCGGGAAGGGAGCCCAGCACAGUUGCCCAUAGUUGAUCCCACUGGGAGACCCAGGGAAAGUUGGGGGGUAUGCAACUGGCCGCCCCUUGCCCGUUUCCACCCUGCCUUGAGCCGUAAACGCUGCCCGUGCCCUGGGUUCACCUGCUUUGCUAAAUCAUCCACCAAGCCAAGCCUGAACCUUCCAGUCCCCUUACAUGCUCUGCCCCACAUGCUCCUUUGCAGAUGCCGUAUUCAGUGCAGCGCAAUGCAAUGAGGCUGCCUUCACCUUAGGACGCCCCCUGGGAAGGGAUGCAGCAAGCCAAGAAAGGCGAAGGUGCGGGCAUGAGAAAGGGAGCAUCCGGGAACAUGGGGAAGAGACCAUCCCCGGGCUCUGGAAUGAGAGAGAAAAGUGGGACCCAGAAGAGGAAGACGUUCUCGCUGCCCUCGGGCUCUCCGACUUCGGCUGUUAAGUCACAGUCCCGGCCGAGUGAUCGACUUAAUCCCCAAACCAUUGAUCCGUUCAAUAUCCAGUCAAGAGUAUCUUCUCCCUUUGCAGCCAUUUAUUCUAAAGGGGGCAUCCCUUGCAGAUUAGUCCAUGGCUCUGUAAGGCACAAAUUGCAAUGGGAUUGUCACCCUGCAACACUUCAGUUUGAUCCUCUUCUUAUUAAUUUAGCAGAGGGGCUGAAAGAGACGAGGCACCCAUAUACAUUUAUAUCCCAGGAGGGCUUCAAAGAAUUGCUGUCGGUGGAAGGCGCUGCACAGAGAACUAUUCCAUUACUUCCUCGGCUUGUUCCAGUGUUAAAAGCUGCUUUGGCCCAUUCAGAUGAUGAAGUAUUUAGAAGAGGACUGAAUGCUUUGGUACAGUUGAGCGCUGUUGUUGGCUCUUGGCUUAAUGAUCAUCUGAAGCAUCUCCUUUCUAGUCUUUCCAAGAGACAGAUGAGCAAGAAGUUCAAAGAGCAAACUACUGAGGCUUUGCAAAAGCUGGAGCAGUAUGGUGGAAAAGAAAGUCUGACUAUUAUAAAGGCAAAAAUUCCAACUUAUUCUUCAAUUUCUUCCUAAAGAAUGUGAUGAAGAACCCUGCCUUGGAACUGUAUGGUGUUACUUAUUUUUCUAUGAUGUGUUGGUUUAUAAUCUUUCAGGGAAAGAAGUGAUUAAUAUUUAAAAUGUUAAGAAUAAAUGUGUUUUGGAUAUUUAAUUAUGAAAAAUGCUUAGAAAUGGUGUUGUCUUUGUUUUAGUCCUUUUGCAGGAAGUCCAGUCCAAUGUGUCUGGUUUGUUAAAAUUAUUAUGAAAUAGUAAUUCAAAAGAAAAUGUGCAUACUUUACUUGCUAGAUUUAACACUUACUGAAACCUAUGUGCAAUUUGAUUUUUACUAAAUUUAGGUGAUGAUGGGUGAGGACACUAAUUUUUUCAGUGCAGGUUAAGGUUCUAAAACUUCCUAUCUUAAAAAGACUUGAAAUUACUAAAGCUUGAAGGGAUUGUUUCUUGAUUGAUAUAUUUAUUAAAGCCACAGAGACCAUUUUAUUUUUAUACUGUUUCUUAAGGAAAGACCUCGUUUGGGUUUUAGAUUGGAAAACAUACAUAGUUUGUUCUGUUGAGAUGAAGACUUUUUUUCUCCCCGAGUCAGUAAUGGAGUCAAUACUUCCAUUGAGUCAGUAUUCAAUGCUCAGAAUACUUAGGUCUCUAUCAAACAGAGAUUUCAAGUAUUAAAGAAAGAUCGUUAAUUACACUAUAGCCUUCAAGUAUUAAACUUUAUAUAACAAAUACUUCCCACAAGUCCAUUAAAAAAAACCAGACCUUUCGUGUCUUCGUUUUUAUUAUAAAAUGUGCACAUUUAAUUUUCAUGAACAUUCUACAACAAAUUUCAGAUGUACAUGUAUUGUACUACUCUUACUCCUAUAGUGGUGGUGAUAGAGCAAAUUUCAGCUUGACUCUCUAGGCCCUCUUGCACCAGAAUAGAUGUCAUUUUUGAAGAAAGAAAGAAAAAAAGCUACAACAGUUUGCAGCAUUCUUGUACAUCUAUAAGCUCUCUGGAUCUUCAGUGCAGAAAUGUCACGAUUAAUGCUGGCAUAGUUCUUCUAUCAGUAGUUAUAGGCAUCUAGCCAGACAGUAAUUUAAUAAUAUUUUGACUACCUUGAGAAUUAGGAAUUUUUGUUGGCUACAGUCCAUCCUGUCUCCCCCCCCUUUUUUUUUUAAGGAAAGGGGAAAGCCAACUUCUACCUCUCUCAUCUCAGAUACUGUGCACUUGUAUUUUUUCCCUGGUCAGUUUUAAAGGCUGAGGCAAGUUUACUCUUAAUUUUAUUCACAUCAUUUUUCUGUCAAUUUUCUAUCGUUCACAGAACAUUCUCUUUCUGCUUUUCACACUAUGAAUCCUAGCAGUUGUAGCUCCUGAAAAAUCUACAGUUGCUUCUAAAUUGUUACGCUAAUAAACUUCCCAUCUUACUUGGGCUUUGAAACAAGAGGAAAAAAAAUCUCUCAUAUGCAUGAUGCUAGAUUGUUAUAAUUGUGUCCUGUCCCAUAUUUUGAGUGGUAUCUACUGGGGAUCUGAAUGAACUCUCUUGCUGGUUCCCUAUCAACUCUCUUGCUGGUUCCCUAUUCUGGCUUCAUCUUUAUUCCAAUCAAGAACCGGUAGUAUCAACUAAUUUUUACCUUUGAUUUGGAAGCCUAAGCUUUUAUGUAAACUGCUGCCUCAAUGUUCACUAUACCAGUAGUCUUGUCAAUAGAAUAAAUUUAUCACAGGCAAUGGUUAAAUAAUGUAAACCUUUUUUUCUAUAAAAAGAAUAUUCUGCUAUAAAAUGUGUAGACCAUGAAUUUAAAAGAGUAGUGGCAAGGAAUCUGAUAAUCCCCUCAGGAUAAACAAGGGAAGACUCUGUAUGAAGUUUAUUAUGGAGACAGAAGGGUUUGGUUUCAUGGGGAGAGCCUGGCUGCAUUUAAGUUGUCCCAUUUCUCACAGUGACCCAAUAUGAAGUCAGCAUAUGAGAAUGCUAAUAGGCUGCAUGAAGCUUCCAGCCACACAUGGGUGGAUUCUGCUUAAAAUGUCAUUGUCAAAAAUAAUCUUCAGUUGAGAAUUAUGUAGGAUGAUCUUCAUACAAUAGGGAGUGUGGAAUUAAACAGUUGAUAUUGUAGAAACUCAUCUAACAAACAGAUUGCCCUUUUCCACCACUCUAAGACCUCUGCUAUCAAAGUUGGAAUGACAAUAAUGCAUUUUCCCUAUUGCUGUUUUCUUUGGAUUGUUCUAUGAAUCAAAUGACAUUUUAAAAACAACUAUGAGAGCAUUGUUUAAUGACUUUGCUUUACCUCAGCUAGUGGAAAAAUACAGUCUCAGAAGGUAGGCUUUAAUUAAGCAAAGCUUAUUUGCAUUAUAGACAUCUCAGUGUAAAAGCUGACAAUCCUGUUUCAUAAGUGGCAACAUUUAUAGGUGUGUUGCUGCAGAAUUGUUCAUAUUCUCCACUGAUUG